This is a messenger RNA of Diabrotica balteata, 2733 nucleotides long. The record is from the annotation of a GenBank genome assembly. Lineage: Eukaryota; Metazoa; Arthropoda; Insecta; Coleoptera; Chrysomelidae.
UGCGAUUUGAUAAUAAAGAGAAUAGACCUACUCGGUAAACAACACAAAACAUCACAGAAACGGCACUGCAAUAGUAGUUGCCCCACAUAUUAAUUCGGCAGUAAAAUCUUUCACUCCCCAUUCAGAUAGAAUGAUGCUUUUACAAAUUCGAGCGACACCGGUGGAUAUUAACAUAUUACAGGUAUACGCGCCAACGGCAGAUAAAGAUGAGGCAACCAGCGAAGAAUUCUAAGAACAACUGGGAAGCCUGAUGAAAAUGACAAAAAAACAUGAAGUAACAAUGGUGAUGGGAGAUUUCAAUGCAAAGGUUGGCAGAGGCAAGGUGAAUGAGAUCGUGGGAAACUUCGGCCUAGGGGAGAGAAACGAUAGAGGUGAUAGACUUAUAUGCUUCUGCCAGGAAUAUAACCUGCUGUUAAGUAAUACACUUUUCAAGCUCCCCAAACGUCGACUUUACACAUGGAAAUCCCCCGCUGACUUACUUGACAACAUCAUUAGAAAUCAGAUAGAUUAUAUAGCAGUAUCAACAAGAUAUAAAAACAUGAUAAAAUCAUCAAAAACGUACCCAGGUGCCGAUGUUCCUACGGACCACAAUUUGUUGGUAUGCAGAAUGGUCAUGAGAGUAAAAUGGCUCGAGAAAAGAUCUAAUUUAAACACAAUCGAUGUUAAAAAACUCACUAACCCAGAAACCGAAAUAAAAGUACGAGAACAACUAGGAAAGAAAAUAAAGGACAUUAACGAGAACACGGCGGACAUAAUAGAGAGAUGGGAUAAAUCGAGGGAAGCAAUCCAAACAACAUGCGCGACUCUAUUAAAGCGUGACCGACGGAAAAAUAAAGAAUGGAUGUCUGAUGAGAUAGUGGAUAAAAUGGAUGAAAGACGUAAAUUCAAGAAUAAAAAUGCAGAAAAAUACCAGCAGAUCCACAAAACCAUAAGAACGAAAAUUCGACAAGCCAAAGAAAAAUGGUUUUCCAACGAAUGCAGGGAAAUAGAACAAUACGAACGAAAAUACGACAGUUACAAUAUGCGAAAAAAAAAAAAAUCGUUGACAAACAAUAGGAAAUUCAAUAAGUCACCCAACAGCAUAAAAGAUAGCGAUGGAAAUCUUAUCUCGGAGCUAUCAAAGAUCUUAAAAACAUGGAAAUCAUACAUACAAAAAUUAUUUGCAUCUGACAGGACUGAUGAUCACCUAUAUGGAGAAGGAGAAACAGGACCUUCAAUCCUUAAAUCAGAGAUAGAAGAUGCCACUGCAGCACUAAAAAACAAUAAGUCAGCAGGUCCGGACAAUGUACACUGCGAAAUAUUAAAGAUCCUAUGUAAAUCAGACAAACAGUUCCUUGAUAAUCUAGUUGUACUUUUUAACAACAUAUAUAAUAGCGGUAAAAUCCCGGAGAACUUACUGCAGUCAACAUUUAUUACAAUCCCGAAGAAACCAAAUGCCCAGAUUUGUGAUGACUACCGGCUUAUAAGCUUGAUCAAUCAUGUCACUAAAGCGUUCACUAAGAUCAUUCAUAGAAGAAUAUAUGAUAAAUGUGAGUCAAAUAUUGAUAGAUCGUAGUUUGGUUUUCGGAAAGUACUUGGAACUAGAGAAGCAAUUUUCGCUCUCCAGGUGCUUAUACAGCGGUGUAGAGACGUUGAUAAGGACGUGUAUUUGUGCUUUGUAGAUUUUAGAAAAGCAUUUGACAAUGUCAAUCAUGAACAAUUGAUAGGUAUUCUACGAAAGACAGGUAUUGACGACAAGGACAUUCGAAUUGUGGCUAACCUAUACUGGGGUCAAACAGCAAGAGCAAAAGUUGGCAACGAACUCACUGAAAGCGUGCAGAUCAAAAAAGGUGUCCGUCAGGGGUGUAUAUUAUCCCCACUCCUAUUCAAUAUGUAUUCCGAGGAAAUAUUUAACAAAUGUAUGGAAAAUGCAAAUGAGGGCAUAAAAAUAAAUGGCGAGUUAACGAACAAUAUAAGAUAUGCCGACGACACGGUGAUCCUUGCCAGUACUAUAGACGAAUUACAACAAGUAAUGGAAAGACUUUAUUCAGUUAGUGAGGAAUACGGCCUGAGCCUCAACUUCAAGAAGACAAAGUGGAUGCUGAUAAGCAAAAAGCAACAACCUGCUCGACAAUUACGGAUACGUAACAUACUAAUUGACCAUGUAGAAUCUUAUGUGUACCUUGGCACCAACGUAAAUGCAAAAUGGGAACAGACCAUAGAAAUUAAGGCGAGAAUAGAACGAGCUAGAGCAGCAUUUAGCAAUAUGAGAAAGCUCCUCAUAAGCAAGGAUUUGUCUCUUCCCCUAAAACUACGUAUAGUUAAAUGCUACAUUUUUCCGAUCUUGCUGUAUAGCGUGGAGGCCUGGACGCUGACGGAGACGCUAACGAGAAAACUAGAAGCAUUCGAAAUGUGGGUGUACCGACGCAUUCUUCAUAUAUCCUGGACCGAACAUGUCACCAACAUAGAGGUACUCCAAAGAAUCGGAAAGGAGAAAGAAAUCGUGAAUACAAUUAAACAAAGAAAGCUUGAAUAUCUAGGCCACAUAUUGAGACACGAUAAGUACCGUCUACUACAAUUGAUUGUCAAGGGAAACUAGACAGUAAGCGAGGGCCAGACAGGAGAAGACACUCGUGGCUCCAAAAUCUGCGGAAGUGGUUCGGGCUCACAUCGGUCGAACUAUUCAGAGUUGCCGCAAACAAGAUCAAAAUUGCCAUGUUAAUAGCCAACGUUCGCAACGGACAGGGCACUUGA